This is a messenger RNA of Coregonus sp. 'balchen', 12087 nucleotides long. The record is from the annotation of a GenBank genome assembly. NCBI's taxonomy places the organism in Eukaryota, Metazoa, Chordata, Actinopteri, Salmoniformes, Salmonidae.
AUGGAGGGGGGCAGAGAUGGAGGGAAGGAGAGAGAGAAAGACGAGAGAGAUGAUGAGUGCGCUGUAGCAUGUGGUAGCGGAGUGCUAAUCAUGGACUCCGUCUGGAGGAACACACAGCCGCCUCUCAGGUUAUUGAGAGAUAAUGAGAUUUUCAGAGUCACACCACACAGCUUAAGACAGAGAUUCAAUCUGAAGAGAAAUAAUACUAACUUUGUUUUGUCUCUCUCUGUCUGUGUGUUGGGAUUCCAGUGCACCCUUGGGUGUGGUGAAAGAUCCCCAUUAGCUUUAGCAGAAGAAGCAGCUACUCUUCCUGGGGUCCACAAAAAAGUAACACUGAUACACUGAUAGACAAGGACAGUCACACAAAUUUAAAAUACAACGAUAUACAAACAAUACAACUAAAAAAUAAUGUGUGUGUUAGUGUGUCUGUGUGCUUGUGUUUGUGUCCCCUCACAGUCCCUGCUGUUCCAUGAGAUAUUGUUUAAUCAGUUUUCUAAAGGUAAUUUUGCUUUUGCUUGAAUAAUUGGAGAUGGAAGAAAGUUCCAUGCGAUCAUGGCUCUGUGAAUUCGUUUUGGACUUGGGGAAUGUGAAGAGACCCCUGGUGGCAUAUAUUGUGGGGUAUGUAUGGGUGUCAGAGCUGUAUGUUAUUUGAUUAUGCAGACAAUCUGGAAUUUUCAUCACAGUAAUAUUUCUCAUAAAAACUAUAAGAGAAGCAAUUAAUCUCUCAUCAACCCUCAACCAGGAAAGACUGCCAUGCAUGUUGUUGAUGUUAGUUCUGUAUGUGCAGUUAAAGGCAAGGCGUGCUGCUCUGUUUUGAGCCAGCUGCAGCUUGGCUAGGUCUUUCUUUGCUGCACUUGACCAUAUUACCGGACAGUAAUCAAUAUGAGACCAGAGCCUUAGCAACUAGUACAGUUGACUUUUGUGUCAAAAACACAGAACAUUUUUAUAACAGACAUACCCCUCCCCAUCUUCACAACAACUUUGUCAAUAUGACUUGAUCAUGAUAAUUGACCAUCCAAUGUUAUACCUAGGAGUUUAGCUUCCUCAACUUGCUCAAUGGUCACUCCAGUUGAGGUUUAGGUUUUACAGAAUGUUUUGAACUAAAUACAAUGCUUUUAGUUGUAGAUGUAUUUAAGACCAGUUUAUUAUUAAUCACCCAUUCUGAUACUGACUGUAACUCCUAAUUUAGAAUGUCAGUGAGAUCACUGGCUUUGGGUGCUGACACGUAGAGUGUGGAAUCAUCCACAUACAUAGUCAUUCUAGCUUUGUAAAAAUAGAGAAGAGUAACGGCCCAAGGCAACACCUCACUGUACAUAUCUGAUGUUAGAGAAGCUUCCACUGAAGAACACACUUUGGGUUCUAUUGGAUAAAUAACUAUCCAACCACAAGAUGGCAGGUGAUGUAAAGCCAUAGCAAGUGAGUUUCUUCAAUAACAAUUUAUGAUCAAUAACAUCAAAGACUGCACUGAAAUCUAACAAUACAGCUCCAACUAUCAUCUUAUUAUCUAUUUAUUUUAACCAAUCAUCUGUCAUCUAAGUCAGUGCAGUACAAGUUGAGUGCCCUUCUAUAUACAGUGGGGGAAUAAAGUAUUUAGUCAGCUACCAAUUGUGCAAGUUCUCCCACUUAAAAAGAUGAGAGAGGCCUGUAAUUUUCAUCAUAGGUACACGUCAACUAUGACAGACAAAUUGAGAUUUUUUUUCUCCAGAAAAUCACAUUGUAGGAUUUCCACCAAAUUAUGGUGGAAAAUAAGUAUUUGGUCACCUACAAACAAGCAAGAUUUCUGGCUCUCACAGACCUGUAACUUCUUCUUUAAGAGGCUCCUCUGUCCUCCACUCGUUACCUGUAUUAAUGGCACCUGUUUGAACUUAUUAUCAGUAUAAAAGACACCUGUCCACAACCUCAAACAGUCACACUCCAAACUCCACUAUGGCCAAGACCAAAGAGCUGUCAAAGGACACCAGAAACAAAAUUGUAGACCUGCACCAGGCUGGGAAGACUGAAUCUGCAAUAGGUAAGCAGCUUGGUUUGAAGAAAUCAACUGUGGGAGCAAUUAUUAGGAAAUGGAAGACAUACAAGACCACUGAUAAUCUCCCUCGAUCUGGGGCUCCACGCAAGAUCUCACCCCGUGGGGUCAAAAUGAUCACAAGAACGGUGAGCAAAAAUCCCAGAACCACACGGGGGGACCUAGUGAAUGACCUGCAGAGAGCUGGGACCAAAGUAACAAAGCCUACCAUCAGUAACACACUACGCCGCCAGGGACUCAAAUCCUGCAGUGCAAGACGUGUCCCCCUGCUCAAGCCAGUACAUGUCCAGGCCCGUCUGAAGUUUGCUAGAGUGCAUUUGGAUGAUCCAGAAGAGGAUUGGGAGAAUGUCAUAUGGUCAGAUGAAACCAAAAUAGAACUUUUUGGUAAAAACUCAACUCGUCGUGUUUGGAGGACAAAGAAUGCUGAGUUGCAUCCAAAGAACACCAUACCUACUGUGAAGCAUGGGGGUGGAAACAUCAUGCUUUGGGGCUGUUUUUCUGCAAAGGGACCAGGACGACUGAUCCGUGUAAAGGAAAGAAUGAAUGGGGCCAUGUAUCGUGAGAUUUUGAGUGAAAACCUCCUUCCAUCAGCAAGGGCAUUGAAGAUGAAACGUGGCUGGGUCUUUCAGCAUGACAAUGAUCCCAAACACACUGCCCGGGCAAUGAAGGAGUGGCUUCGUAAGAAGCAUUUCAAGGUCCUGGUGUGGCCUAGCCAGUCUCCAGAUCUCAACCCCAUAGAAAAUCUUUGGAGGGAGUUGAAAGUCUGUGUUGCCCAGCGACAGCCCCAAAACAUCACUGCUCUAGAGGAGAUCUGCAUGGAGGAAUGGGCCAAAAUACCAGCAACAGUGUGUGAAAACCUUGUGAAGACUUACAGAAAACAUUUGACCUGUGUCAUUGCCAACAAAGGGUAUAUAACAAAGUAUUGAGAAACUUUUGUUAUUGACCAAAUACUUAUUUUCCACCAUAAUUUGCAAAUAAAUUCAUUAAAAAUCCUACAAUGUGAUUUUCUGGAUUUUCUUUUCUCAAUUUGUCUGUCAUAGUUGACGUGUACCUAUGAUGAAAAUUACAGGCCUCUCCCAUCUUUUUAAGUGGGAGAACUUGCACAAUUGGUGGCUGACUAAAUACUUUUUUUCCCCACUGUAUGCAUGCUGAAAGUCAGUAGUUAACUUGUUCUCUGAAAAAUAGCAUUGUAUUUGGUCAAACACAAUUCUCUCCAUCAGUUUACUAAAAGAGAUGAAUUCUACUGGAGAGAGAAAAACAGCGAAAGACGUCAGAGUAGUGACUUUGGCCUCCCAGCAACAACCUGGCGAAGAGCCUAACAUGUGGGCACAAAACACAAUUCCCCAAAGUAGCACCUAAAUAUAGGGCUAAGAUUUUUUUAAGAUCAGGAUAAAACAUCUUUGUGAAAUAAACACCUUGUUCCAGUGAGGAAGUUUAGGAGCACAGCCUAGGGAUACCCCGCUGAUUCCCUCACAGUUCUCCCCAUGCGUCCUGUCCCAGAGCCCGUACUUUGUGACGCACGCCUGUCCUCUCGCCCUGCAGGAGAGAGACACACCAGUUACUGCCUUUGACUGCCUUUGUCUCCUGAGUGGCGCAGUGGUCUAAGGCGCCGCAUCGCAGUGCUAACUGUGCCACUAGAGAUCCUGGUUCUAAUCCAGGCUCUGUCGCAGCCGGCCGUGACCGGGAGACUCAUGGGCGGCGCACAAUUGGCCCAGCGUCGUCCAGGGUAGGGGAGGGAAUGGCCGGCAGGGAUGUAGCUCAGUUGAUAGAGCAUGGCGUUUGCAACGCCAGGGUUGUGGGUUCGAGUCCCACGGGGGGCCAGUAUAAAAAAUAUAUAUGUAUUCACUAACUGUAAGUCGCUCUGGAUAAGAGCGUCUGCUAAAUGACUUAAAACGUUAAAACGUAAAACGUAAACAGACAAGCCCAGCCCUAUGAGGUCCUCUCAGAGAUCUAUCAUCUCAGAGCUUCUCUACAUGAUGAAGGUGAGCCAUCUAGUGUAAGAAGGUAAUGUAUACUGAACAAAAAUAUAAACGCAACAUGCAACAAUUUCAACGAUUUUACUGAGUUACAGUUCUUAUAAGGAAAUCAGUCAAUUGAAAUAAAUUCAUUAGGCCCUAAUAUAUGGAUUUCACAUGACUGGGCAUAGGCCCACCCACUGGGGAGCCAGGCCCAGCCAAUCAGAAUGAGUUUUUCCCCACAAAAGGGCUUUAUUACAGACAUAAAUACACCUCAGUUUCAUCAGCUGUCCGGGUGGCUGGUCUCAGACGUUCCUGCAGGUGAAGAAGCAGGAUGUGGAGGUCCUGGGCUGGCGUGGUCUGAGGUUGUGAGGCCGGUUUGGUGUUCUGCCAAAUCUCUAAAACGACGUUGGAGGCGGCUUAUGAUAAAGGAAUGAACAUUACAUUAUCUGCCAACAGCUCUGGUGGACUUUCCUGCAGUCAGCAUGCCAAUUGCACACUCCAUCAAAACUUGAGACAUCUGUGGCAUUGUGUUGUGUGACAAAACUGCACAUUUUAGAGUGGCCUUUUAUUGUCCCCAGCACAAGGUGCACCUGUGUAAUGAUCAUGUUGUUUAAUCAGCUUCUUGAUAUGCCACACGUCUCAGGUGGAUGGAUUAUAUUGGCAAAGGAGAAAUGCUCACUAACAGGGAUGUAAACAAAUUUGUGCACAAAAUUUGAGAGAAAUAAACAUUUUUUACGUAUUGAACAUUUCUGGGAUCUUUUAUUUCAGCUCAUGAAACACUUUACAUGUUGCAUUUAUAUUUUUGUUCAGUGUAUAAGACUAAUUCAUUUACAUGUAUUUUGGUACAUGUAACAUUUCUUGGAGUGGGGUAGAACUGGUCUCUCGUGUGUCCAGCCCCCAUUGCAUUAGACAGGAGUGAGCUGCCUGCAGCUGAUGGAUGGAUCUGUGGGCUGCAUUGACUAGUGAGAGGAAGUCAAUGAGGCUGAACAUGUGCUCAUUGUAACUCACUUAGGCUUCACGAGGCACUACAUGCACCUGAGAGAGUUAUACUUUAAUACCCUACCCCCAAUUAGCAUUUCCUUUUAAAACAUAGAUAUUACAUUAAACAAUCAUAUUGCAUUAUUAACUAUAUAAUAAUGAAACACGGGCAGUAGAUUGAGUACACUCUUAGAAGAAAAGGUGCUAUCUAGAACCUAAAAGGGUUAUUCGGCUUUCCCCAUAUGAGAACCCUUUGAAGAACCCUUUUUGGUUCCAGGUAGAAUCCUUUUGUUUCCAGGUAGACCCCUUUUGGGUACUAUGAAGAACCCUUUCCAUCAAGGGUUCUACCUGGAACCAAAAAGGGGUCUACCUGGAACCAAAAAGGGUUUUCCUAUGGGGACAGCUGAAGAACCCUUUGGAACCCUUUUUUCUAAGAUCUGUUCAACCCCAUCGCAAUGUAAAAUACAAAACCUGUAAUUAAAACACAACAUUUAGCCGCUUAUAAAAGCAAUACAGGGAUAUAAUAAGGUAUUUCUCACAACCUUUGGCUUUAACAGUUAAUGGCCAUUACCCUCUAUUAGCCCAUCAGUCCAUAGUUAGUAUGCAGUGGGUGUCUUGGGUUUGACUCCGAGCCUGAAGAGCAACAGAGAACAACCAGCCUUCCAGACCCCAUCUGACUUCAGUGUCCAGAUACUGCCUAAUCACCAGUCCCCCACCCACCCAGCCACCUCCAUGACCAGGGCCUGUACCUGUCACUCACACCCAGCCACAGUGACCCCUGUCAGGGCAGUGUCAAUGCCAGGUUAGAGGUGGUUGUCACAUUGUCACUCCAUCCACACACCAGCUCUUCUGUUUGUUUGUUUGUUUAUUUAUUUUACUUUCUAUUUGAAUCUGUCUGCUUCCAUCCUGUCUGUCUCUCAGCAGCUAGUAGCCUUCUGUCCCUGGCAGCUGUCUGGUCAGUAUUUCUUUCCUCUGACUGCUUCAGUUAGGCUUCUGUGUUAUUUCCCCUCUAUUUCUCUCUCUUUCUCUCUCUUUCCCUCUUGCUCUCGCACUCUCCCUCUUACUUGGAUUCCACCUCUGCGUCACUGUUCUCUCACUUACACCCACAAGUUAGGCUUCGGGAACUUUGGGGACACUUGCCGCCUCUCUUUCUGACUCACCUAUCUUUUGAUGUGUUUCCCUUGCUCUGUUGGGUUCACUUUCGCAAAACUUCUCCUUCUCCUCCUGAGUGUUGAGAGAAAAUUCCAAACAACCACUGGUGCCAUUCUAUUUCUGUUUCUCGUUCUCCAUGGGAGAAAACGCUCAAAAACAAGCACAAACUCUAGCCAUUACUGAAGCUGUUAGCAGUCUGGGGGCUGUAGGAUGCAGCCUCAAGGAUUAAUUAAGUACAAUUAUUUCCCUUGAUUGUGUCCAACUUCCUACUUCAUCUAGAUGAAUGCUUAUCAGAUCUGCAAGUGGAAACCAAAACUUUAUAAACUUCCUCACGACUGAAAAAAAUUAAUAACAAGGACAGUGGAAAGUAAACAGUGGAUGUUGAGUUAGACAAGCAUCAUUGCAAAGGGUAUAUUUAAGAUGUCCUCUUCACCAGCAAAUACCAUAGACCUGCUCUCUAAUUGUUAUGAUUCCCCACUUUUAAUAACCCUCCUCCAGCCUCCUUUAUAUUUGGUCUUAUUGACGAGAGGUGAAGGAAGGAAGCGCUUGCCUUAAUUAUAGUAUAGUGCCUAUAAGCAUUGCACAAGGGAACUCCAUUAGGGACAGAGCGCCUCCAGAACAGUGUCAUGAAAGAAACUGCAACUGCCAAAAGGUAUGGCUGUUUAAAAUGUGAACUACCCACAACUUUAACUCCCAGCAAGUGCACGUAACAUGAGGGAAGAGCAGACUAGACCUAUAGUAACAUCAGGGGAACAUGUGUCCCCUAUCAGUGAGUUCUUGAGUAUUUUUUUCAAUGCAUACAUUUAAAUAUCUGAAUCAUAGAAUUGAUAGACAGAAAGAGUGCUAUAACUACAUUUUAGUCAUUUAGCAGACGCUCUUAUCCAGAGCGACUUACAUUAAUGCAUUCAUCUUAAGAUAGCUAGGUGAGACAACAUAUCACAAUCGUAACAAGUACAUUUUCCCUCAACAAAGUAGUUAUCUGCAAAGUAUAGGAAAAGACAAGUGCAUAUUCUUAUCCUACUCCACAGGUGGGUCAGAUGCGACACAGAGUUUUCUAGAUUCUAAUUCUAUCCUAUUAGAACACGUCCUCUCCAUGUACAGUAUGUUACUCAUUAGAAGCUCUCCCUCAUCUGCUUUUACACAGGCUUCAAAUGGGCACAGAAUGAAUCAAAUCACAACUCCACUUUCAACGUCUUACAGCGUUAGCGAGCACUGGCCAUCCGUAGGCUAGAAAAACCAACAAACACACGGUUUCUCAUCUGCUGUGCUGGGUGCAUAAUUAAUUGGUCCCCGUGCAGCAUGUAGGCCUAUGUCUUUACACACUGUGAUUACAGUUUGAGGUGUGGAGACGACUGCAGAAGCGGAGGCCUCACAGGUCAAACAUUCUCUGGUGUUAAUUGUGCUCGUGUCUCUAGCCGUGUCCCUCCACAGAAGAGUACUUUAGCAAGUAAUCACCCCCAGUCUGGACACCCGCUUUAAAUGUCUGUUCUCUGAAUCAAGUGGGGGGUGGUUAGACCCCGGUCCCGGCCCCAAGUGAUGUUUUACAGAAGGACCUGACUUCAAUUCUGCAGAAUGUCCCUGGUGUGAUUUAACUAGAUGAGCUACAGUAUAUCUCUUACGUAAGGUGUGUAGGUUUGGCUAGAAAUCAGCAAGAUCUUGUUCUAUGCAUUGAAAGUGCACUUCAUAGCUUAUAUUUCCGUUAGGUUUGGGCGUAUGUAUUGACAGGGGAUGCGUUUUAUAUUGAAAGUCAACAGUGUUUUUUGCUUCAAUAGGUGAUCAGGGACGUGCAACUAUAGUUUUCCUUCACAGAAAAUACAUCAGUGCAACAUUCGGCAGAAAAUAGCUUCAUUUUCAUCAGAAUACAACAAAAAUGCAACGCUAAUCAAGUAAAUAAGCUUACAAUUAAAAACCUGUUGGACAAUUCCUUCUUGUGUACUAAGUCGGUAAUACCGUAAAUCCCAGAUGAGAGAAGGACGGUAUGACAAUAUGAAACUCUGGAUACUGUCCGACCCUAAUAUCCGGCCAACAGUGUGUCUUUGCAAGUAGGGCCUGGAAAAUAAAAGAGGAAGAAGAGAACAAGGACGAACAGCGUCCUGAUAGGUUUAAAUUUAGUUUCAAAGGAAAGAAAAGCUACAGAGUGCUCAUUUAACUGGAUCAUUUUCAUCUAACACACCCUGUUGUAGUUUAUCACAUAGCAGUUUGGCUGGACAUUUACCGGAUGUCUGUCUGACCUGUGAAUCAUGAGGGAGUGUGUCUGAAUGUCUGCUCAACAUUAUAGAUACUGUCAUGGAUAAAGGUCAAACAGAAUAUGGAUUACUACAUAAACCAAAACUCCUACCCACAGUCGCCUACACCGUGGGGAUAAUAUCACUAUUCCAGCAGGAAAGAAGUGAGUGGCAAUAUACUGAUUUACAGUAUAUUAACUUUUUGUCCUGAAUACAAAGUGUUAUAUUUGGGGCAAAUCCAAUACAACACAAUACUGAGUACCACUUUCCAUAUUUUCAAGCAUAGCGGGGGCUGCAUCAUGUUAUGGAUAUGCUUGUAAUUGUUAAGGACUGGGGAGUUUUUUAGGAUAAAAAAGAAAUGGAAUGGAGCUAAGCACAGAGGAAAACCUGGUUCAGUCUGCUUUCCACCAGAUACUGGGAGAUGAAUUCACCUUCCAGCAGGACAAUAACCUAAAACACAAGGCCAAAUAUAUUCUGGUGUUGUUUACCAAGAAGACAGUGAAUGUUCAUGAGUAGCCGAGUUACAGUUUUAGCUUAAAUUUACUUGAAAAUCUAAGGCAAGACCUGAAAAUGGUUGUCUAGCAAUGAUCAACAACCAAUUUGACAGAGCUUGAAGAAUUUUGAAAAGAAUAAUGGGCAAAUAUUGCAGGUGUGGAAAGCUCUAUGAGACUUACCCAGAAAGAGUCACAGCUGUAAUCGCUGCCAAAGGUGCUUCUUCACAGUAUUGAGUCAGGGGUGUGAAUACAUUUGUAAAUGAGAUAUUUCUGUAUUUCAUUUUCAAUAAAUUUGCUAAUAUUUCGAAAAACAUGUCUUCACUUUGUCAUUAUGGGGUAUUGUGUGUAGAUGGUUGAGAAAAACUCAGUUUAAUCUAUUUUGAUUACAUGCUGUAACACAACAAAAUGUGGAAUAAGUCAAGGGGUAUGAAUACUUUCUGAAGGCACUGUAUGGGUAUCUGAGCUGUGUGUUAGCUGUUUGAACAGACAGUGCAUAAUGAUCCCAGUCCAGCCGCUUCGCAAAUUAGGAUAAUAUUGUUUGCGCUCCUCAAUGAUUCCAUCAGGUGCGGGCGGGACCACGAGACCAUUAAUAAAUGCGCGCUUGAGGCCUGUCCCUCGUGGUGGGCUCACUUGGCGCAUGAGAGACACCAUGUCUCACACCUGUGACCGCGAGGGGCUGAUAUAGAGCCUUCUGGGCCAUCUAUUCUUAAUGCGCUUUUCUUCUUAUUGACUCACAGGAGCUAUAUUAUCAAAGGUUUAAAUACGAUGAGAAUUUAGGAAAAUAAUGACAUGGAGAUGGCGCACAACAACGCCAUUUCCAACAAUGACGCACAAAUGAAUGUCUAUGAUUGGAAAGAAAAUACAGAUAUAGGGGCUGUAGCUAGUAGGCUUAUGAAUGAAUCCAAACAUUUUCAUCAUUGAUAUUUAGUGUAGGCCUAUAAUCUUAACAAACGACUAGUAAGGAAAGCCACACUAUCUAAAUAAGUGAAUGAAUUUAAAUCGGUGUUCUGCCAAAUUACCACACUCAAAUAUGAUUAGAAGAUUUAUGAAUUAAUCCUCUCUCGCAGUCAUCAUCAUCAAGUGCCAUUUCACUCCCUCAGAUUCGGCUGGUCGGCCCAGCUAGCGCCCAAGAGAAUAACCCGACAUCGUCCUCUAGAGGUUAGAACUGACUUUAAUCCAAUUGCGCACGAAUUUGUGACAUCAUUGGAAUCCUAUGAAAGGAAUCCUAUGAAAUUACUACAGCAUGGUUGGCGUGACGAUGGUAACCGCUGACUAUAAAUGGCUGGACGCGUUGUAUCUGCACAUACCUCUAAACUUGGCCUCAACGGGUCACCAAGCGCUGCAAGAGGCAAAGAACAACCUUUCGUGUUGGUUUGCUGCAAAUUAAGGUUAUUGGAGGUGCUGUGAGUGACACUAGCCAGAAAACAAAUCUAAGGUAAGUUUGGGUCACUUCAAUUCGUCUUUUUGUACAUGGACGUGCUCCAAUUGUUUUUUGUUGUUGUUGUAAAUAUCUAUUCCAAAAAUAAUUUUCCAGUUUUAUGCACCAAUAUUGAAACGUAUUAUGUGCGUAAAACAGAUAGAAAACUCAAAAUUAGUUAUGCAGCGCCAAGUCAAUGAAUUAUUAUGCAGCCUGCAUGCUUUGAAAGUAGUAUAUGUCCACUAAUAAUGAUCUAUUCUCUUGUUUUCGAAUGAAUAGCCAAGUCACCAUGAAGUCCGCCUGCCUGAUCACUCUGGCAUCUCUAGCGGUCUGCAACCUGACGUUGGCUCGAGGACAGGGCAUCCCCGCCGGGGAGGAGACCGGGGACCGGCAGACUAUAGACGAUAUCAUCCUACAGAGAGCGGAGAGACUACUGCUCCGGUCCAUUCUCAAAAAGAUUGAGGAUGGCGGGAACGGUGCUUAAUAGCUGCUUUUGGAUCGAUUUCAUGUUUUGGCAAAGUGGCUGCGUUUGACAAGAGAGCUGUGGUGCUUUACAAUGAAUUGCAGAGCAAAGAAUUGAACACAAUAUGUUUUAUUGUCACAUACACCAAAUGGUGCAGUGAAAUGUGUUGUUUUACAAGGUCGGCCGACCUUUCGAUUUCUUGCCCAACCACGCUCUAACCGCUAGGCUACCUGCCGCCCACUGAACACACAAAUUCAAGUCAUGCCUUUUUAUGCCUGUUUUAUAGUAACUUUGCGCGAAGAAAAAUUAUUUCCAUUGUAUAGUUUCACAAAGACAGAUAAACUACAUUAUUUCGAUUGCAUGGUAUUUAUAAAGAAAUAACCCACCAUUUCCAAGAUGUUUUAUUAAUGUUUUGUACAAGAUUAACGUGAAUAAAUUAAUAGAUUUUGUUAUUUGUUCGGAUGAAAAUCAAUUUGGAGAGGGCAAUCUGCAAUAUUUUCUCACAGUUUAUCCUGGCACCAAAGCACACAGUUUAAUGGUGGAAGAAUGAAAACAGAAAACAUAUGCACAGAAAAAAAGUUUUACAUAGAAAAUAUAUAUUUUAGAUAACAUAACUUUCACAAGUAAAUGCCAUUAAAACGUUGUGUGUUCAAUUGGAAAUACAUGUACGCAUGGCAUAACAAUUGGCGGUAGAUUGAUAUUUUCCGCUGUCCCUAAACUAAUAAUGUAUUAUUUGUUUUUACAGAGGGAUUGACCUCUCAGCCAGAGUGGCUGGUGAAGCGGCAGCAUCCCGGUAAGAGGUACCAGGUGGAGCUGGAGAAAAGGCAACACCCUGGGAAGCGAGAGGAGGACGAGGACGAAGACUAUGGCGAGGUCCAGAAAAGACAGCACCCGGGAAAACGCGAAGACAAAAUUGACUCUUUUGUGGAGCUCCAGAGAAGACAACAUCCAGGCAAGCGCUUAAUGCUGGAGCAGAUUACAAAGAACCCCGCAUUUCUAAGUGAACUCUGCAAACGUCAGCACCCGGGCAAGCGAUACAUGAUGUACAGCAAGCGCCAGCAUCCCGGCAGGCGAGAGGUGGACGACGAGUCAGACGCAGGGGACCUCAAGGAGUUGGAGAAGCGCCAACACCCCGGCAAACGCUACUUGGAUGACACGAGCCCGGAUUUGGGCGCCAACAGUCCCUGUGACUUGCUGGACCCUAGCUGCAGUAAGGCCAACCUGUUGCUCGAGCUAUUAGACAACGUGAACAAGAGUCGCGCGGAGAAGAGACAGCACCCAGGCAAAAGAUCCGCACCUGUCGAGGAUUUGACGGAACAGGAGUGACAAGUGGGUGCUGUGUGUGAAUUACUAUGAUGUGAAGAAUAAAAUGUUUAU